Messenger RNA from Xenopus laevis (African clawed frog), 1157 nucleotides. It is a transcript of the gene aif1l.L, whose product is annotated as allograft inflammatory factor 1-like L homeolog. The record is from RefSeq and is marked provisional. Lineage: Eukaryota; Metazoa; Chordata; Amphibia; Anura; Pipidae. Gene Ontology annotation, molecular function: actin filament binding; calcium ion binding. Gene Ontology annotation, cellular component: actin filament; ruffle membrane; cytoskeleton. Gene Ontology annotation, biological process: ruffle assembly; actin filament bundle assembly.
AGAGACAUCUGUUCGGCAGUAAGGAGACAGCAGCUCCUGCCUCUCUCAGCUCUGGGGCUAAUCUCUCGGAGCCACCCUCAGUCACAGCCAUCUCAGCAUGUCUUCCAAUAACAUUAAACAAGGUGGCAAAGCUUUCGUGAUCCAAAAGGCGCAGCAGGAGCACAGACUGGAGGAGGUGAACAAGGAGUUCCUUAAAGAUGAAAAAUACAAGGAUGACGAGGACUUGGAUAAAAAACUGAUGUCCUUUAAAAAAAAGUACAUGGAAUUUGACCUUAACCACCAAGGAGAGCUGGAUAUGAUGGGCCUGAAGAAAAUGAUGGAGAACCUGGGAGCUGCUAAAACCCAUUUAGAAGUUAAGAAACUGAUAUAUGAAGUGACGGGAGGCAAAAGUGAGGCAAUCAGCUACCGGGAUUUUGUAACCAUGAUGCUGGGAAAACGUUCUGCCGUGAUGAAAUUUAUCAUGAUGUUUGAGGGAAAAAAUGAAGUCACAUGUCCCAAGCCAAAGGGUCCACCACCCAAGAGAGACAUCAGCAGCCUUCCCUGAAGGAGACCGACAGCACGGCGGCCAGUGCUACUUUCCUGCCUACACAAAGCCAAGUGUUACGGGGUGUUGUUUCAACAAACGCACUCCAGUAUACCAUGUGCCUUAAUGGGGUUGCGGACGCAGCCUUCACAUCUUGCCUCUUCUUCAUCUCUGUGUCAUGCGGCCAUCUUGUUUGCUUGUAAAUCACAUAGAAGUCUUAUUUAUUAUAGGGUGCAGUUGUUGGGUGGAGGGGGCAUUGGACUGGGCAGGAGAAGAAUUCAGUCUUGGGAUGAAUGUAGCCGGAAUGUGCUGCCCCAUAGUGUCUCUUCUUAUCUAACAAAUGCUCUUUUUAUUUCCUGUCCAAUUAAAUUAGAGCAUCAGUUCUUAUGAGCCAAUGUAUAGCCUGUAAAGCCCUUUAUAAAAUCUCUCUCUCCUGCCCCUGCAGGCUUUUAUUAAAAAAAAGUAUGAAUCAGAUUUUUGAGGGGCUGAAACGUUUUCUGAUAUUUUUACCUCUGUAUAUUUUGUAAAGACUUGUGUAUACGAUCAGAAGCGCUUGUUUUUAUUUUCCGAUACUGAGUGACGCCGAGCUGCGUUAAACAAUGUGUAUGAUUUAAUAAAGGGAAACAUUAAACAC